Messenger RNA from Labrus bergylta (ballan wrasse), 2464 nucleotides. RefSeq names its product alpha-internexin. Gene Ontology annotation, molecular function: structural constituent of postsynaptic intermediate filament cytoskeleton. Gene Ontology annotation, cellular component: postsynaptic intermediate filament cytoskeleton; intermediate filament; cytoplasm. The record is from RefSeq and is a predicted model, not a curated record. Lineage: Eukaryota; Metazoa; Chordata; Actinopteri; Labriformes; Labridae. Gene Ontology annotation, biological process: intermediate filament organization.
GUUUCUACUGGAACUUCCGGACAAUUAGUUUGACAAGUUUCCUCAGUGACGUAGGCCUUGUGAUUUCAGGUACCAGUGUACCUGUCUCUCCUACAUCUUCCACAUCCACUGCAGCUUGACACAGGAAGAGUACCAGCAUAUCUACUAUGAUGUGACGGCUGACAUGCUAAAGUAUGUUUGAGCCAACAACCUGAAAACUAUCACCUAUCGUAUCAGACGGAAGCGUUGGGAGAAAGUGGACUGAUCCAUGAUUAUGAGAUCAACCAACGAUGGUGGACUUGUUGUCCAUGUGGAAAAAUCAAGGGUGAAGUCUACCUUCUUCUCUACGAUGUCCACACUUUGGGAGAACAAAAAAACAUAUAGAGCCAAGACCUAAAAUGAAAGUGGACACUGGCCUAUACGUUCAAUAAGAUCUCAUCUGUAAAUACACAUGCAGUGAGACUACUGCGAGAUGAACCCGAAACAAGUCGGAAAUCUGUUAAAAGAUAACGUGACUGUAUUUUGAUACAUACAACAUAAUUUAAAAUAAUGCAUCCCAACUCUCCUGAAGAAACUUUGAAGUCAUUUAGCGUCAUGCGUAAAAAUGGUUCGCUCCGCCUGCAGCCUAUAAGCGUCUCAAAGCUCAUUAAGUCCCUCACUUUAUCUCGGACUCACAGCAAAGAUGGACCACGGAGACCGCUACACCUCCUCAUCCUACCGGAAGAUUUUCGGGGAUUCUCCCAGGUUUUCCGCCUCCUCCUACCGCAUGAGCAGCUCCUCUCCCCGGGGCUCCCCGGGGCUCCGGGCUGCGUCAUCCCGCAACAGCUCGACCUCCAUGAGUCUGUUCAGGAGGGUCGGCCGCACCUCCACCUCCUUCUCCCCAAUGACGAUGACCGACUCCCUGGACCUGAGCCAGACCUCUGUGGCCAACAAUGAACUCAAAGUCAUCAGAACUAACGAGAAGGAGCAGCUGCAGGGUCUGAAUGACCGCUUUGCCAUGUUCAUCGAUAAAGUGCGUAACCUGGAGCAGCAGAACAAAGUGUUGGAGAUGGAGCUGGUGACCCUGAGGCAGAAACACGGGGAGCCGUCCCGCGUCACUCUUCUCUACCAGCAGGAGUUGAGAGACCUGAGGUCCCAGGUGGAGGAGCUGAACCGAGACAAGAACCACAUUCUGAUCGAGAGGAACAACAUGGAGGACGAGCUGCAGAAGCUCGCAGUGAAGUAUGAGGAGGAGAUGAGGACCCGGGAGGAAGCUGAGCAGACUUUGAGGGCCUUCAGGAAGGACAUAGAUGAUGCUGCAGCCGUCCGCCUGGACCUGGAGCGCCGCGUGGAGUCCCUGAUGGACGAGAUCUCCUUCCUGAGGAAAGUACACGAUGAGGAAAUCCAGGAGCUGAGCAGCUUGAUGGACGCGCAGCAGGUCUCUGUGGAGCUGGAGCUCGCCAAACCGGACCUCACCUCCGCUCUGAAGGAGAUCCGCAACCAGUACGAGUCCAUCGCCUCCAAAAACCUGCAGUCAGCUGAGGAGUGGUACAAGAGCAAGUUUGCCAGCCUGAGCGAGCAGGCCACCAGGAGCAACGAGGCCAUGAGGGCGAGCCGGGAGGAGAUGAGCGAGUUCAGGAGGCAGCUGCAGUCCAAGACCAUCGAGAUCGAGACCCUGAGGGGCGCCAACGAGUCUCUGGAGAGGCAGAUCGCAGAGAUGGAGGAUGCGCACCACACUGAAGUCACAUCCAUGCAGGACACUAUUGGCCACCUGGAUAGUGAGCUGAGGAACCUGAAGGGUGAGAUGGCUCAGCACCUGAGAGAGUAUCAGGACCUGCUCAAUGUGAAGAUGGCCCUGGACAUCGAGAUCGCUGCCUACAGGAAACUUCUGGAAGGGGAGGAGACUCACUUUAACUCAGGGAUGUCGUUUGGUGCAGCGACCUACAGCUACCAGCCUCGGGGCUCCAUCGGCUCGUCCAGGAGCGGCCAGAGGGAGAAAGAAGGAGCCACGAAGGAGAGCUUCAAGGAGAGCCGUGAGGAUAAGGACGAGGCUGACAUCAACUCCAACAACUGACGAGAGACACAGACAGAGAUCUGGAGGGUGAAAGAGGGAAUAUACUUUAUAUGUGUUAUGAUUUUAUUAGCAACACUAAUGCAAAUAUUUCAGAAUUAGAGCUUUAAGUCAGUACUUUGGGUGAUUAUCAAUGUUUUAUGGUUGGAAGAUUCUUCAAUGUAGAACUAAAUGAGACAGAUUUCCAGGUCUCUGCAGGUUUCUGUGUAGAGGACACAUUGUCUCAAGACAAAAGAAAUAUGCAUUUACUUCAAAUGAAAUAACAAAAGUACUGUAAGAAAAGAAAUAUGUGACCAAAUGUUGAAUGUUGCAGUGUUGAAUUUUCUUUAUGAUGCUGUGUGUGACUGAACUGAAUUCUGUGUAAAAGGCGAGCAAAAAACUAAAUCAGAGGUCAAAUUGAAUUUCCCCUCACGGAAUCAAUAAAGAAUAUAUCAA